ACCAUGGUGGCAGUGCAGACGCCUUGACACAACCUCAGUGCCUACGGAAACUCUGGACGAUCUAGACCCGUCAUGAAGAAAUGCAUCUGCGAAAUCUGCGUGUGUGGCCGACAUCGCUGUCCACAUCGACCUCAAGCAUGGACACAGCGCUCAUCAAACUUGGGGCAGUGUGUUCUGUCUGAGUACAAGCAAACUUAUAAACAGUUUGAUAUUCGUCCUCGUCAGUCUUUCAAACCGAAGGAGAAACCGCUAGCUUCUACUGGCAAAUUGGAAACAAAGACAACCAAUCGGUGUGACUACGUCGCUCAUCGCCCUGUGCCACGCUUGUCGUUUGGCCACGUGGGAGAGUAUGUGAAAUCAAGUGACCUUAUGGAAGGUGAAACAGAAUACAUGAGAGAGUAUCCGGAGAAAAUUGUUUCUCCACCGUCUCCAGUUCGCAAACGGGAGGUGUCCAAACCGGCACAAAAAGACAUCUCACCUUUCCAGGGAGCCACUACACACAGAGAGGACUACAGAGCAUGGGCACUGCAGACUGUGGCAAGAGACAACUUCAAACAGUUCCGUGCUUACACUCCACCAAAGGAAAAGUUUGAAGCACAAUCAACAUUUCAACAUGAUUUCAAGGCGGAUAGUUCGUUUUCACCACGUGAGAUGAUGAAACCCAUUCAUGCAGUCAUCAUGUCAAGUGCUCCUUUUGAUGACACAACAACCAAUCGGGUUGAUUACAAAGCACCAGCAAUGGGGCCUCGUGUUCUAGUAAAGAGAACCCAACCGUAUAUUGGGACGAGAGAAAAAUUUAAUGCCAUCACAACCAAUAGGAAAGACUUUGUUUCUCACACUGGAAUUGAGCGUCCCAAGUGUGCAAAGCCUGCACUAGAAAUUGUGAAGUCAAGUGAACCAUUCACCAGUAACACAACACAUAAUAUGAGCUACAUUCCAUGGCAACUUCAGCCACGAUUUGAGUAUCCUCGUCAAGAAUAUUACCCAUCACCUGAAAAGUUUGACCACAUCUCAACUAAUCAAUCAGACUAUCGAGAUUUUGGACAAGUGGAGAGGGCAGUACCACGAACAAGGGAACCACCUUCUCAUGAACCGCCUCCAUUUUCAGGGGUGACAACUCAGCGCCUUGACUACCAACCUUGGGCAGUCCAACUGAGAGAUAGAUUGGUAAAACAGGAGAAUGCGUAUAAGCCACUACAGGGUCCAUUUGAAGGACAGUCGACAUUCCAAGCACACUUCCAGGCAAAGUACGCACCACCUGCUGUAUCAGCAAAGCCACGUGAAACAAGAAUCGAAAGCUCAAGUCAGUUUGAUGGUAGCACAAUCUACCGAAAUACAUACACUUACAAAGAAACGAGCCCUUGCCCUGCUUCUCUGCUACGGGACAGUUGUACUCCACCAGUGAAAGAUCGGUAUGUCUUCUCACAUCAGACUGGAACAGGUCACAAGUUCUAUGAGCCCCCGACUGACAAGAAACAGCGUUUGAGUAAGAGCAUGCCUGAAAUGACCAGGCAUGCAUAUAGUUAGGCUACGGUAGCUGUCUAUGUAGGAUAAUAUUGGACUGCAUUGUACUAUACAUAGAUGUGAAUAGUUGGUCAGACUGUGAAGAACAAAUUAGAGUAAGUUAAGGACUAAUAGUGGUUGAGAUAGACUAACUAGUACAUCUCUGACAUAUUCCUAAGAUCAACUACACCAAACAAAUCUUGAAUAUCAAACUGAA
Molecule: messenger RNA, 1720 nt
Organism: Corticium candelabrum
Lineage: Eukaryota; Metazoa; Porifera; Homoscleromorpha; Homosclerophorida; Plakinidae
Product: stabilizer of axonemal microtubules 2-like
Exons: 3
Coding region: 73-1527 (484 amino acids)
Cellular component (GO): sperm flagellum; axonemal microtubule; centriole
Molecular function (GO): microtubule binding
Source: RefSeq, a predicted model, not a curated record